UUCCCAAAGCACGCAGACAAACCCAUGUCGCACAACUUCCUAGCUUUCGAGGUCCAACACCCGAUCCGUGGCAAGGCAUAGCUCUCCCUCCACCAUCUACCCUACUAGAUGAUGUCAUGUAAAGAGUGAAUUGACAUCACGAGGUGCAGCAUAUGCAACGCUGGAGCGGGAGGCACGAACAGUACGAACAGUACGAGCAGCACGGAUGGCAUGGAUGGCACGGAUGGCGCUCGCAACAGAUCCCGCAGCUACAGGCACCCCCCACCAUCGCAGACGAUUCCACAGCAGCGCCGGGAUCAGAACCAGCUGCAGCCGCAUUGGCUCUAGUAUGACUGGUACGAACGGCGUCCGCAUCAGGACUCAAGGGGGUUGGGGCGGCGCUGGCAUGGUCAGCACGAACGACCCACUUACAACGGGGCUCACAGCAGUCUCACUCACAGUCGCAGCGCUGGCACAACCGGUGCGAACAGCAAUGGCAACAGGAUUCGAUUCGCACCCUCCCGGUGCACUGGCACUGGCACUCGCAACCCGCUUUCGCAACUGUAGCAACCACCAGCUCUCUCUUCUCUUGCAGCCCCCGGCCGUCAAAUUUGCUCCCGUCACCAUUACAGCAGCAGGAUCUGAACCAGACUCCACAGCAGCCACUAGACACCCCUCGAUCACCGCCUACCAUGAAUCUCCAAUGAUGACCAUCAGCGUCUUCGUCAGUCGUCGUCAGGAAUCGGGUUCGAGCUUUUUUUUCCCGGGGGAAGGGAGAGCAGCAGUCUUUCCAGGGCUUCGGACAUCCGGGCGAGUAUCGCCGAGUAUGGCCGAGGGCUUAGGGCCAGUAGUCCCGUAGGGCGGCCGGGGUGCUUGUGGUGGUGGUGUGAUCUGAGGGGAGCUCUUGAUUGGGGGAGAGAGCAGGGAGAAUUGAAGAGUUGAUAUCGCUGGUCUAGACCUCGUGUAAGCUGGGUUUUUCGUUUACAGGAGCCUUGGUCAGCUUCUGAGCUUAGAGUGUGAUAUUAUUCCAAUGGCCCAAGGCAUAUAUAUCUAUGCUCUCUGCGUAGUGAUGGGAACUGUGCUCAUCUGAAGAGGCGAUGUUCUAGAAAAUGUGCUUGAGGGUGCAAAGCUUGGCCUCGCUUUGGUGUCAUUGGUGAGUUACUAUUUCUGGGUUUAUCUCCAAGGUGCUCCCCAAGGAUGGAAUACGAUUUUCUGGGUGAAGAC
Aspergillus saccharolyticus JOP 1030-1 is the source of this 1203-nucleotide messenger RNA. RefSeq lists its product as uncharacterized. The transcript has 2 exons. Bases 206 to 838 code for a protein of 210 amino acids. The record is from RefSeq and is a predicted model, not a curated record. Lineage: Eukaryota; Fungi; Ascomycota; Eurotiomycetes; Eurotiales; Aspergillaceae.